Messenger RNA from Megalobrama amblycephala (Wuchang bream), 1183 nucleotides. RefSeq names its product zinc finger protein 239-like. The transcript is spliced from 2 exons. Gene Ontology annotation, molecular function: RNA polymerase II cis-regulatory region sequence-specific DNA binding; DNA-binding transcription factor activity, RNA polymerase II-specific. Lineage: Eukaryota; Metazoa; Chordata; Actinopteri; Cypriniformes; Xenocyprididae. Gene Ontology annotation, biological process: regulation of DNA-templated transcription. The record is from RefSeq and is a predicted model, not a curated record. The coding region runs from base 1 to 912 and encodes 303 amino acids.
AUGUGUAAAGCCAGGGAGAGUGAAGAACUGAGUGAAGUGGAGGAGGAUCAUCAUGUCAAACCUGAAGAAAAACCUUUGAGUCGCUCAAAGACUAAAAAUACAUUUUUAAAGAAAAGAGACAAGAAAUCUACAGCCUGCACUCAGUGUGGAAAGAGUUUAUCAACCAAAAAAAGUCUUGAUGUUCACAUGAGAAUUCAUACAGGAGAGAAGCCACACACAUGUGAUCAAUGUGGGAAGAGUUUUACAUCAAAACAAAGUCUUGAGAUUCACAGUGCAGUUCAUACCGGAGAGAAGCAGUUUGCAUGUAAUGAAUGCAGCAAAACGUUUCUCUCGGCAUCAGCCCUGAAGAGACACCUGAGAGUUCAUACAAAGGAGAAGCCACAUUCAUGUUCUGUGUGUGGAAAGAGUUUUUCACAGCUGUGUAGUUUACAAAGACAUGAGAAAAUACACACUGGUGUGAGAGAGUACAUGUGCUUUGAGUGUGAGAAGACUUUUACUACAUGGAGUGAUUUAAAAAAGCACCAGAGAAUUCACACUGGAGAAAAACCUUACGAGUGUUCACACUGUGACAAGAGAUUCAGUGUGUCAUCACAUCUGAAAACACAUGAGAGGAUCCACACUGGAGAAAAAACUCACAAGUGUUCACACUGUGACAAAAAAUUCAGUCGUUCAUCAUCUUUGAAAACACAUGAGAGGAUCCACACUGGAGAAAAACCUCACAAUUGUUCAUACUGUGACAAGAGAUUCAAUCUGUCAUCACAUAUGAAAAGACAUGAGAGGAUCCACAGCAGACAGAAGAUGCACACGUGUGAUCAGUGUGGAAAGACUUUCACUAUUAAAAGUCAACUGAAGAUACACAUGAAGAUCCACGCAGUGGAGAAACCACAUCACCACAGUCUGAAAUCACGAUAAGUAGUUAAUCUUUGUGCUGAGAAACAAGUAGUUUCCUUACAGCCACAAUAAGUGGCAGGACAGUUUGGUGGUUGCUUAGUGUCUGCUUGGAAAAUCUGAAUUUUCUCCUGAAAUUACAACAGAAUGAUCAAAUCACUGUUUAAACAGACUGUAUGAAUUCUUCCCUUAAGGUCAGUGUGACAAACUAGUGACUUACACUUAGUGAACAAACUUCCAUGUUUCUAUCAUUGUCAUUUACAACAUAACAAUAAAACAACCUACAACUGACUAU